GGGAGUUCGAGGUUGUUUGAUGCCAUAUAUCUUUGGCCUUUUGGUUUGCAUAUAAAAGUCCAUAGUCUAAGGUCCUUGCACAGUUCGCUGCAGCCAUGGCUUUAUGGACGCUGUUGUUAGUGCAAUUCACGUUCUUGUACCUAGGUACACAAGGUCAAGGCGGACCAAUAGUAGAAGUAGGAGUUGGCUCAACAGUCAGAGGGGUGGAGGAGUUUAUGCCCAACUCUAAUAAACCAGUCUACAACUUCAUGGGGAUUCCCUUCGCGGCGCCACCUAUAAAUAACCUUAGAUUCCAACCGCCGCAGGAAAUUCCUCUCUGGACGGGGGAACUUGAUGGGACCGAUUAUGGUGAUAUUUGUCCCAAUGCUUUCCCAUGGCUUCCGGCUAUAAGUGAAAAUUGCCUCUUUCUGAAUGUCUGGACGCCAUCGACCUCGCAGAACUCCAACAUGGCCGUCAUGGUCUGGAUGGCUGGAGGGGGUUUACAAUUUGGUGAUGGCGAUAUAUACGAAGGGACUGAAUUAGCAGCUCUAGAAGAUGUUGUGGUAGUCACGUUUAACUUUAGAGUUGGCGUAUUGGGCUUCUUAACUAUGGGUGAUUCGAACGCACCAGGAAACGUAGGAAUUCUAGAUCAAAGAAUGGCCUUCCAAUGGGUACAGCGACACAUUCAAAGUUUCGGAGGAAAUCCUGAUGCAGUCACCAUUUUUGGAGAAAGUGCAGGGGCAAUGUCGGUAUCUUAUCAUUUGGUAUCACCGAUGAGCCGAGGUCUUUACUUGAGGGCGAUAGGGCAAAGUGGCGUCUCAACAUCAUGCGGGACAAUGUGUGUCGUUCCAACAGAAGUGGCCGUAAACCGCAGUUUCGUGAUCGCACAAAGUGUUGGGUGUCCCCAACGCGAUUCCGCUGGGGUCAUUGCAUGUCUUAGAAACCUCGACUGGGAAGACAUUGAAGAUCAUUCAUUCGAAUACCUGCCAGGGCCAUACAUGGACGGUACUUUUUUCACGGACUUUCCCCUCAGCACGUACAGCACGGGAGAAUUCAACAGAGUCGAUUACCUCCUCGGCUUUAAUCACGAUGAAGGCUACAUGGCUCUCGGAGAUUUAGAGCCUAAUCGCGAAAACAUAGCAGCGCUAAUCAGGGACAACCUUGCCGCGACAUACCCAGAGAAUCUAGAUGCGAUCCACCAAGCAUGUAUGGACGUCUAUGUUGAUUAUGAUUCAAUGGUGACAGAUGAGGAUUAUGAGAGGGCCUAUUCUUAUUUACUGGGGGAUAGAGGUUUCGCUGGUCCUAGUCAUGACGUUGCUAGGAAACAUUCAAUACAUGCCAGGACGUUCCUUUACCUAUUUAACCAUCGUCCACAGUGGCUCGAUCUGCCUGCUUGGGUAACAGCUGUACAUGCCUCAGACAUUCCAUAUGUGUUCGGAGAACCAUUUACAGACUCAUUGCUAGAGUUCAACGAGGCUGGCAGAGCACUCAGUCGACAAAUGAUGACCUACUGGGCAAACUUCGCUAAAACUGGGGACCCAAACGGCAAUGGGCUCCCCGUUUGGCCUCAGGUGAACUGUUCAUCAAGCCAUCAUAUGGAACUUGUGGAAAAUCCUAGAGCAGGGGAGCGGUUUCAAACAGCGAGAAUGACACUAUGGAUGGACACAAUCCCAGCGUUGGACACAUCUCGCAUUUACAGAGGAAUGCCAUGGGCCUGUCCCUCUUGAAGUACUGCGCUAUGGUUGAAAGAAAGUGUCUCGACUUGGUUUUUGGGCCAUGUCUAAGUGUGUUUUGAGUAUGUUUACUUUUUUUAGUUACUAGUAUUCUUCGUUCACAUUCCAUGUUACUGUUACCAAUAAAGUGCUAUUUCCAAAUGAA
Messenger RNA from Owenia fusiformis, 1857 nucleotides. The record is from the annotation of a GenBank genome assembly. NCBI's taxonomy places the organism in Eukaryota, Metazoa, Annelida, Polychaeta, Sabellida, Oweniidae.